Messenger RNA from Closterium sp. NIES-67, 1731 nucleotides. Lineage: Eukaryota; Viridiplantae; Streptophyta; Zygnematophyceae; Desmidiales; Closteriaceae. The record is from the annotation of a GenBank genome assembly.
UUUAUAUUUUGAGUAAUUCUAGCUCCUAAGUUCACCUAGACUCUGUCCUUAAUCCUAACAAGUGGCAUCAGAGCAAUAUUAAGGACAUUGAGAGGAGUCUACAGAAGUUUGAAGACCCUUCUAGACCCACCAUGGCCUGUGGGUGUGCCUAAGUGGUGUUCUAAAGGUUGGAUGUGUCUUCCGCUAAGGGGAAACUCUGCCGAAAUUUCGUGGACGCCGACACUUGUGAAAAUAUCGAGGGAGCUGAGAGAAGGACGAAAUCCUCAUGCUCUUGGUGUAUGUGGAUGAUAUCCUUCUCUUUUCUGCAUCAACUGCUUUGCUGGACAGCGCAGAGCAGAUGCUGGAGAUGCAGUUCAAGUGCUCCAAGAUGGGUGAGGCGAAGUACUACUUGGGGAUGCACGUGGAGAGAGAUGUGGAAAAGGGUGUGCUGAGGUUGCACCAGAGGAAGUACUGUGAGGGGCUGGCUGAGAAGUAUGGGCUGCAAGAUGGGGGAAAGCCAGCAACACCACUACCUUCGGGGUUCACUGUGGAGCCAUGUGCUGAUGAGGAGGUAGUGGGUGAUAGUGACAGGAAGCUGUUUCAUUCGAUGGUUGGGUCGCUGAAUUAUCCUGCAAAUCAUACACGGCCUGACAUUGCAUUUGCUACAUCACGGUUGGCUAGUGUGGUCUCACGCCCUAGUCAUGAGCAGCUGGAAGCGGCCAAGAGGAAGCCGAAGGUGGAUAUGCUUCGGGUGUUCGGGUGCAUGUGCAUGGCACUUGUGCCUAAGAAACUUCGGCACAACAAGCUUGAUGCCAAGGCAACAUGGGCUGUGCACCUGGGCAUGGCUCAAAACAGCAAGGGAUGGCUUCUUUGGGACCCAUUUACCAAGAAGUUCCUGGUGAGCAGAGAUUGCAAGUUCAUGGAGAACUUACCGUACAAGGAGAGGACGGUGGAGAACCAAGCGAAGAUUGGUGUGCGGCUUGGAGAGCUGAAGAGUACCGGCUUGGAGCAUGUGGAGCUGCCCUUGGAGCUGAGUAGCAGCAGCACUAUCACAAGGCAAUCUCCUCAAAUGAAUGGGGGAGAAGAGGAGGAGGAGGUGCAGCAAGUUGAUGAGCGCGCACCGUCACUUCCGCCUCGUGCUACAAGUGCUCGUGGGAACCGACCAGAUUUACCGCAACGCCAUGAGAGCAUCCAAGUCCCUGCAGCAGAGGAGGAAGGAAGGGGGAGAAGGAAGACUCAGCCCCCCAAAAGGUUGAGCUAUGAACGGCUUGGAGGAUCAGCCAACUCAACCUUGACCGGUUCGGCCCUCAUGCUAGGCGAUGAUGCGGAAGAUGAGAGCGAGGAGUGCACUUUUGCUUUCUUCUCUCCGGUGGAGAUCCCAGGGGAGCCUACAAAUCCCAAGGAGGCUUGGGAGGGCCCCAAUGGGAAGGAGUGGAAGAAGGCCUCAGAUGAACAAAUGGGGAGCAUCAUCGAGAACGACACAUUUGACUUGGUGAACCUACCUCUGGGGCGGAAGGCGAUCUCUUCCAUGUGGAUCUACAAGCGCACGACCGACGCCGACGGCAACAUCGAGCGCUACAAGAGCAGACUUGUAGCCAAGGGAUACCAGCAACAGGAGAAGAAGGACUACAAUGAAGUAUAUGCCCCUGUGAUUAAGGGUACAAAUGGGUGGCAGCCAUCAAAGGAUGGGUGGUGAAGCAAAUGGAUAUUGUAACGGCCUUCCUCAACGGCGUUUUGGAGGAAGAGACCUAC